This is a messenger RNA of Nerophis ophidion (straightnose pipefish), 6404 nucleotides long. It is a transcript of the gene pheta2, whose product is annotated as PH domain containing endocytic trafficking adaptor 2. Gene Ontology annotation, cellular component: trans-Golgi network; early endosome; recycling endosome. NCBI's taxonomy places the organism in Eukaryota, Metazoa, Chordata, Actinopteri, Syngnathiformes, Syngnathidae. The coding region runs from base 236 to 946 and encodes 236 amino acids. Gene Ontology annotation, biological process: retrograde transport, endosome to Golgi; endosome organization; receptor recycling. The record is from RefSeq and is a predicted model, not a curated record. The transcript has 4 exons.
GCGAGGACGCAAUGUGUCUCGCUUUUGUUACCAGGAAGUGGGGCGAGUUAUUUAUAUUUCAACGCUCGUCCUCUGGCACCCCAAAGACCUGCGCAGGAAGUAACCUGAAACUUUAUAUUCAAAGAUUGAGCGUGACCGUGUGUGUGUGUGUUCCACAGCGAGGGAAAUAGAGUGAUGUGAAGAACGUCAAGUGUUUAAAUGAAGGUGUGGAAGACAUCAGCAUUGGCAGAGCGCUAUGAAGAUCCACAAGAAGAUUGUGAGUCAUUUCCUGUCCUGCACGUCUCCAGUGGACAAGGAAGGAUAUCUCUUCAAGAAGAAGACUAAGAAGGACACCUACCAGCGCCGUUGGUUGGUCCUGAAGGCCAACCUGCUCUUCUACCAGGAGCGACCCGCAGACCGCCACCUGCUGGGGGUCAUCGUGCUGGAGGGCUGUGCGGUGCGGCGCUCCGACGCAGACGGCCGCUGGUCCUUCUGCCUGCUCUUCCAGGGUCCCGGGAUGAAGAGCUACAGGUUUGCUGCGAGAGACGAGGACACUCUGGACGGUUGGGUGAGAGCCUUGCUGUCCGCCAGCCACUCUAAUCUGUCCCUCAUGCUCCGAGACCUGCACAGGCAGUACCAAGAAGCCAAAUGUGAUCAGAGUUCUGGUGGGUCACCUACAACGGCCCUAAACCAGAACUCAGCCCAGCUAAACCAGCGAUGGUGGCUGCCAUCAACAUCAGUGGAUGGAGGGAAGAGCGCCGUGAUCACAGGUGCAAGUAAAAAGUGUUUUGUGAGAAACUCGCCACACUCGCCAGCACCGCCGCACGCCGACUGGCCUUUGAUGGACUUCUGCAAACUGCACGACUACUUCGGCCAAGAGGUGAAGAAGGUUCAAGAAGAAUGGUUGAAGAGUCAGCAGGCGACUGCGGAGGACGACUGUAAAGGAGAUCUUAUCGAUGUGCCAUGAAAAAAAGGAAGUGAGAAUACGAGAAACUUGAUACUUUUUUAGUACUUUAGUGAAUUCAAAUGUGUAAAUUUAGGGGUGUCCAAACUUUUUCCACUUGAAAAUUAAAGAUUACGGGGUCAUUUUGGUAUUUUUAGUUUUCAAAACCAAUACAAUGUACAUAUAUAUUUUUAUACCCUCACUAAAAUCUCUAGAUCAACAUUUAUCAAUAUAAUUUUUUUAGUUUUUUUAUGUUUUAUGCCAUUUUUGUCAAGACCAAAUUUUUUAUGGCAAAAUCACGAUAUAUGCAGUAUUUUCCCCUGAAAAAAGUUCUAAAUACUUAAUGUGAAGUAAUUGCAGCUUGAAAUCGGUAAAUAAUUCAUAACGACAUUGAUUUUGAUUCAUCAAUUUUUGAGCAAUGACUAAAGGUUUUUUUAAGUCCCACUAAACUUCUUGAGGAUCCAAAAGAGCCACACUCAUAAAAGUGUUAAAAAUAAGUUGUCAUGAUCCACUAUUUGGAUCAUGGCAUGUUCUGGUUUUGUUCUGUUUUGUUAUCCCCCUGUUUAGUAUUUGACGUCCUUAGUUCCUGGUGGCACUUCUUGUUUUGUUUCUGUUGCCUAGUUACGCAUUUAGUGUAACCUGUCUCUAGAUUGUCGACGCGCACCUGCCUCCUAAUUUUCUGUCCCUAUUUAAGCCUGGCUUUGUUUGUGCUUCGCCCUCGCAGUGUAGUUUGCCAUCCCAUGCAACAGGUGAUGUCGCUAUUCCCGCAUUGUGGUAAGGACUUUUCGUAUUCGUUAGCUUCCACGUUAUUUUGUUUGCUGGUCCGUAGUUCACAUGCUAGUGCUUUUUGUUCCUUUUAGCUCCCAUGUUAGUUCUGUUUGUUUUGUCUUUAGUGCCUUGUGCAAGUGUUUUCUGUUCGUAGUCUGUUUUUGUAGUUAGAAAUAAGUCAUCAUUCUUACCUUCACGCUGUGUUACAUCCCGACUGCACCAACGAGAGAAUGCAAUCCACACCAUGAUGCCCACCAAGCGUCUCAUAAGUCAUACUUUUUUUUUUAACCUUCAACACUCUUACGUCUCUACAUUAACUUCAGAUCAAUCCAUCUAUUAUAAUUUUUCUUAAUUUUUUCAUGUUUUGGCGUAGCCUUUUUGUUAAAACAUUUUCAUAUAGCAAACUCAAAAAAUAUGCAAAAUAUUCCCCCCAAAAAUAUUUCAAAGUGGAAUAAUUAUUGUAAAGUAAUAGGAGCCUUGAAUAGGUCAAAUAUUGAUUUUUAAUAAUUAUUUUUCGAGCAAUGACAGUUUUAAAGAAAAAAAAAAACAGCGUGCAUGGCAGCUUUGUGUUAUUAAAGUCAACAUUGCAACUUUUUAUUCUUACAUUUCACCUGUUUGCUCUUUGAUUCCACUUUUUAUGUGUUUUUUGUAAUAAUAUUUUUGGAGUGUGCCGCAGGUCCUUAAAAAAUUAGCAGCAGGCCGCAAAUAGCCCACGGGCCACACUGUGUACAUACUCAUGAAAUAAAUCUGACUUAUUUAAAAAAUCUCAACAUUUUUAUUUAACAUUUCAAAACAAGCUGUGCUGUCUAGUAAUUGUCUAGUUUUUCUACACUUCUGUACUGUAUUAUACUGUAACUGUGUAUCUACUGCACUAUAUAGUAGACUUUGCACGCAGUGCCAAUUCCAAGAUGUUAGAUGGUAGUAGUGUAGUGUUUAUAUUUUACUGUAAGUAUUGUAGUUAUUACGCACUAGCUGUUUGGAUGUAGUUUUCAUUAACAAAUUUGGAGGUGUUGAAAUUGCCAUGUAAAAUUGCUGUGGAUGGGUCUUGUUUACAUUUGAACCGAUACAAUACCAUUUCUCGGUACCUGGGAAUCAAUACCGAUACUCGACAUUAUUGGUACUUGUGUGUUUAUAUAUAUAAAAAAAAAAUUGAUAAUAAAAUCUCAUUAUUUUAUUGUAACAUUUGAAAAUUAGCUGAUUAUGAUAACUGCCGUCCAGUUAUAUCUUGUUUUAUCAUCACAUUUCUGGGUAUCAUUUGCAUAAGUUGAAAUAACAGUUGCAGGUCCAAGACGUUAGAUGGCAGUAGUGUAUAGUUUAUGGUGUGUUGGCUAGUCAGUUCAGUAGUCUUUUGUUGCGCCCUAUGAAGUGUUUCGACUCAAUUAUUGUACUUUUUACGCACCAGCUGUUUGAUUGUAACGUGCAUCUUAGUUGUGGUUUUCAUUAACAACUUUAGAGGUGUUAAAAUUACCAUGUAAAUGUGCUAAUACUAAUCAGUAGCAUGUCAACAGCAAAGCCAAUGUAUAUUAGCAUCAAUCUAGCGCAUUUUCAGAAAAGUAAGUUCUAACUUUACUUUGUUGGAGCGUUUUUUGCCGUCCUGUUAUAACUUGUUUUAUCAUCACAUUUCUGGGUAUCAUUUGCAUAAGUUGAAAUAACAGUUGCAGGUCCAAGACGUUAGAUGGCAGUAGUGUAUAGUUUAUGGUGUGUUGGCUAGUCAGUUCAGUAGUCUUUUGUUGCGCCCUAUAAAGUGUUUCUACUCAAUUAUUGUACUUUUUACGCACCAGCUGUUUGACUGUAACGUGCAUCUUAGUUGUAGUUUUCAUUUACAACUUUGGAGGUGUUAAAAUUACCAUGUAAAUGGGCUAAUGCUAUCAGUAGCAUGUCAAUAGCAAAGCCAAUGUAUAUUAGCAUCAAGUUAGCGCAUUUUCAGAAAAGUAAGUUCUAACUUUACUUUGUUGGAGCGUUUUUUGAGUCGAUUUUUUUGUUGGCAUUGAAAAUUGCAGCAUUAGUAGUGGUAGUUUCGCCGUUUCCGCUCUCAGUGCUGCUGGAGUGAUCCCCAAUUCUCCAAGUGAGUUGGCAACUGGGUGUUACGUCACGCACAACCCAGGUAAUGUAACAGCACCGUUGGAUUUCACAUGAAUCGGUGCCCGGUAAGACCGGUGGGAUUCGGUACCCAUCUCUAAAAAAUGCCAAGGGUACCCGAUAGUUCUUUAUGGAAAAUUUGCAUUGCGCUAGAGCAAAGUGAAAUUUUUGAGUCUUCUUUUUUCGUUCUUAUUACCUAUAGACAAUUCGCUAUAAAUCGGUUGUUUGUGUGAGACUUGCUGGGCAUAGUGAUGCCGAAUUCGUUCUUCCAAGGAUGCGAUCGGGCAAGAACACAACGUACGGUAAGAAAUAAAGAUUUAUUAAACUAAUAAACAGACAAUGAACAGAAACACUGGCACAAGGGCACAAAAAGGCAAAACAAAAACUACUAGCAUGAGAGCUAGGGAUAAAUAAAGGCGUAGCGCGAAAGCUAGCGAGUAUAAACAUAUAUUAAAAGCAGUCGUCACUUGUUGCGUGUAAGGCAAAUUAGGAUCCGAGGCCGAAUGAACAAAAAGAGGUUGACUUAAGUAAAAACGGUGAUUAACAAAACAGGUGUGCCUCAACAGCGGGUAGCAGGUGGAACUCAUAAGAAACCAUGGUGACAGAGCAAACAGAAAAUAAGGAAGUCAAAUAACAGAAUGUGAUAUAAAAAGGAACAAAGCUACAAUAUGGUAUGAUCCGAGCAUUGGAUCAUAACAGUUUGCCCGUCGAGUGCUUGGACGGACGUACAGAAUCUGCAACCGGACAUGAUGUCACGUGCAACAAAGGUUGAUUUUACGAGACUCGGUACCUGGUAAUACCGACUGACUUUAGUACCAAUAAAAAAAACAAAUUAAGUAUCCAUCCCUAAUGUGCGUAAUAUUUCAGUUAGGCGCUAAUGUCCACAAGUUAACAAUUGAAACAUCGAGGACAGACGUGUCCAAACAUUUUUCCAGCGAGAGGUAAAUAAACACCCUUGCUUUAUGUUAUAGCUGACAAAGCAAAUUAGCAUGUUAAUAAUACAACUCAUUAAUCAUUAUAUUUUUACGACAAGCUAAAGAAUGAAAUUGCCCAACUUUGGACACUCUGUGUCUUGGAAGUCACUAAUAACACGUUUUAUCCGCUAAUAUGAUUAAACAAAACUGCAGCUGAUAUAAUAGUCAAGUUUUUCUUGUGUUUUUGCUGCAAAAAAAAGAGAACGAUUUAAAAAAAAACAAAAAAAACCUUCACUUAGUUUUACGACAAGCUAAAGAAUUAAAUUGAUCAACUUUGGAGACUGUGUCUUGGAGUCACUAAUAACAUGUUUUAACUGCUAAUAAUUGCAGGUGAUAUAAUAGUCAUGUUUUUCUUGUAUUUUGUUGCAAAAAAAGACAAAAAGAGAUAAAAAAAAAAAAUCUUAACCUUUUUUUUACGACAAGCUAAAGAAUGAAAUUGACCAACUUAGGACACUUUGUGUCUUGGAGGUCACUAAUAACAUGUUUUAUCUGCUAUUUUGACUUAAAAACAAGUGCAGCUGAUUUACUAGUACGUUUUUCUUGUGUUUUGAUGCGAAAAAAGAGAUAAAAACAACACAAAAAACCCCACUUUAUUUUCAACAAGCCAAAGAAUUAAAUCGCCCAACUUUGGACACUGUGUGUCUUGGAGGUCACUAAUAACACGUUUUAUCUGCUGAUUUGACUUAAAAACAAGUGCAGCUGAUAUAAUAGUCAUGUUUUUCUUGUAUUUUGUUGCGAGAAAAGACAAAAAUAGAUUAAAAAAAAUAAAUAAAAUAAUCGUAACUUUAUUUUACGACAAGCUAAAGAAUGAAAUUGACCAACUUAGGACACUUUGUGUCUUGGCGGUCACAAAUAACACAUUUUAUCUGCUAAUUUUGACUUAAAAAUAAGUUCAGCUGAUUUAAUAGUAUGUUUUUCUUGUAUUUUGCUGCAAAAAAAGAGAAAAAGAGAUUCAAAAAAACAAAAAAAACUUCACUAUAUUUUACGACAAGCCAAAGAAUGAAAUUGCCCAACUUUAGACACUCUGUGUCUUGGAGGUCACUAAUAACAUGUUUUUUCUGCUAAUUUGACCUAAAAACAAGUGCAACUAAUAUAAUAGUCAUGUCUUUCUUGUAUUUUGCUGAAAAACAAAAGAGAAUUUUUAAAAAAAAACAACAACCUUCACUUUAUUUUACAACAAGCUAAUGAAUUAAAUUGACCAACUUUGGACACUCUGUGUCUUGGAGGUCACUAAUAACAUGUUUUAACUGCUAAAUUGACUUAAACACAAGUGCAGCUGAUAUAAUAGUCAUGUUUUUCUUGUAUUCUGUUGCGAAAAAAGACAAAGAGAUUUAUAAAAAAAAAAAAAUUUUUAAAAAUUACUUUAUUUUACGACAGGCUAAACAACGAAAUUGACCAACUUAGAACACUUAGUGUCUUGGAGGUCAAAAAUAACACAUUUUAUCUGCUAAUUUGACUUAAAAAUAAGUUUAGCUGAUUUACUAGUAUGUUUUUCCUGUGUUUUGCUGCAAAAAAAGAGAAAAAGAGAUUUAAAAAAAAAAAAAAAAAAAAUUCACUUUAUUUUAGGACAAGCCAAAGAAUGAAAUUGCCCAACUUUAGACACUCUGUGUCUUGGAGGUCACUAAUAACACAUUUUAUCUGCUAAUUUGACUUAAAAACAA